AUGACCUGGGUAGAAGUCCUUCCAGUCGGCGUCGUCAUGUCAGUCGGAGUACUGAUCAUGGCAUACGGCCUUGACAAGUCACACAGAUUGUUCCAUCACGGAAAGCCACACAGACACUCAAAAGAUAGAGUCGAUUAUCAUAUGGACGCUCGUGAUGACAAUAUAUUGAAUUAUAGAUCUGUCAAGAAUGACCCAAGGAAGCUACAGAACUUUAACAAUCAGGCAAAGAUCUAA
This is a messenger RNA of Acytostelium subglobosum LB1, 234 nucleotides long. RefSeq lists its product as hypothetical. The coding region runs from base 1 to 234 and encodes 77 amino acids. The record is from RefSeq and is a predicted model, not a curated record. NCBI's taxonomy places the organism in Eukaryota, Evosea, Eumycetozoa, Acytosteliales, Acytosteliaceae. The transcript has 2 exons.